Messenger RNA from Carica papaya (papaya), 2013 nucleotides. Lineage: Eukaryota; Viridiplantae; Streptophyta; Magnoliopsida; Brassicales; Caricaceae. The record is from RefSeq and is a predicted model, not a curated record.
CGCACCAGCAAAAUUCUCUCUCUCUCUCUCUCUCUCUCUCUCUCUCUCUGCUACACUGAAUGGUUCCUUCCCAUCUGCUUUUACAUUGCUUUCCCUUCGCAUUCUCUGCCUUUUCAGUUCAGUCUCCUCGCCGUCUCUGCAGCACAUGAGCCUUUUGGGCCACACAUCUGCUGCACUGGGAUUGGUCAUCGCUUGGUCAAUAGCUGAGCAGUCAACUGGAACGCAGAGUCAUCUUCUUUACUUACAGGAAAAAUAAGGUGCUUGGACAUAUGGUUUAACAUUCCUAAUGAAGUUAUACCCAUUCCUUUGGCAUCAAUCUAAAAGUUUGUGAUUGAUCCAUGUGGGCUGCAAGUUUCGUCUUUACACUGGCAUUAGCUUAUUUAUUAUCUUGUAAUUGACCUUCUUUCUUGUAAGUUUCUUUACAUAAAUAUGCCUUCCUGGUGGGGAAAAUCUUCGUCAAAAGAUGAAAAGAAAAAAGGAAACAAGGAAAGUUUCAUCGACGCAAUACACAGGAAAUUUAGGAUUGCAUCUGAAGAGAAGUCCAACAAUAGAUCUGGAGGGUCUAGGAGACGUUCUAAUGACGCUGUUUCUGAAAGGGGAUCUCUAUCUCGAGUUCCAUCAAGGUCACCCUCACCCUCUACCCAUGUAUCACGCUGUCAAAGCUUUGCAGAAAGGCCUCGUGCUCAACCGCUUCCACUACCUGUAUGCACGAAUAAUGUCAGUCGUACUGAUUCUGGAAUAAGCAUAUCAACGAAACCUGGAUGUGAAAGAGGAUCUAAGCCUUUUCUGUUUCUUCCAAAUCCAAAACCUGGUUGUGUUCCAAGUGGGUUGGUUCAUACUGAGGCUGAGGCUGAUUUAGCCACUGCUUCUGUUUCCAGUGAUAGUUCUAUUGAUAGUGAUGAUCCAUCUGACUCACAUCUCUUGAGUCCUCUGACUUCAGACUACGAAAAUGGAAAACAAACUGCAACAAGUAGCCCUUUGCGAAAACACAAGGAUCAAUCUCCUAUUGUGACUCAUAACUCAACAGAGUCAUUGACGGCAGCUGAUAACCUUUUCAAUAAUCAGAUUCUAUCUGCGUCACCUAAGCGGGAUCCGCUAAAUACCCAUGUCCAAAGUUUACAGAUUCCUCCUCGAGUUGCUUUUUAUGGUGCUGUAGACAGCUCAAUGUCAAGUCCUUCUAGAAGUCCAAUUAGCGCAUUUAGCCAAGAGCAAGUGUUAAACUCUGGUCUGUGGACACCAAAACAGUAUUCAGACAUAGCCUUGCUUGGUUCUGGACACUGUUCAAGUCCGGGAUCAGGUCAUAAUUCUGGCCAUAAUUCAGUUGGUGGAGAUAUGUAUGGGCAGAUGUUUUGGCCUCAAAGUAGGUGUAGCCCUGAGUGCUCUCCAAUACCUAGUCCUAGAAUGACAAGCCCGGGUCCCAGCUCCAGAAUUCACAGUGGUGCUGUCACCCCACUCCAUCCACGAGUUGCAGGGGCUACAAUUGAGUCACCUGCUAGUCGACCUGAUGAUGGUAAGCAAAGCCACCGGUUGCCCCUCCCGCCCCUAACAAUCUCAAAUACCUGUCCAUUUUCUCCCUCUUAUUCAACAGUAACAUCUCCGUCGGUGCCCCGAAGUCCUGGUAGGACAGAAACCCCAGUUAGUCCUGGAUCACGCUGGAAAAAGGGACGGCUGUUAGGGAGGGGCACCUUUGGACAUGUAUAUCUUGGUUUUAACAGGGAAAGUGGUGAGAUGUGUGCAAUGAAGGAGGUAACUCUGUUUUCUGAUGAUGUAAAAUCGAGGGAAAGUGUGCAACAACUUGGACAGGAAAUUGCGCUACUAAGUCGCUUACGGCAUCCGAACAUAGUGCAGUAUUAUGGAUCUGAAACUGUAAGUUCUUUGUUUUAUUUCAGUUUAAUUGCUGAUAAUGUGUUUUUUAGUUGAAGAGAAAUCUCUUUCAAUUAUUUGAAACAUUCUGAAAAUUAUCAGUUAUUACCACUUUUCCAAACUUACGGGGCCCUAAUAGAAAGUUGCAGC